CGAAUGAGAGACCAAGUGGGUGUGGGAUUGGGGCGGUCCCUGAUAAAUACUCCGUUGAUUGAUAGAGCAUACAAACCAAUGCCAGCGGACAAUUAAUACGUGUCUCCCACCACCGAAUCCAAAUAUGUUCUAAUUUUUUUUAUUAUUUAUUUUCAUCAAAUAACGCUUCCUUUCCCCGCCACUGUGGAUAAUGGCGUCGUCACUCCCACACUUAGACGAUGAUUCCGUCUCCGCUUCCCCUCGCUCCGAUCACUUCCAAGACGCUCCGCCACGUGUACGCUUCAUGUGUAGUUUCGGCGGCAAGAUCCUCCCCCGUCCCUCCGACAAUCAACUCCGUUACGUCGGCGGCGACACCCGAAUCGUCGCCGUCAAUCGCUCUAUUCCGUUCUCCGCCCUUGUCCACAAACUCUCUAAACUCUGCGGCAUGAGCAACAUAACGGCAAAGUACCAACUUCCAAACGAAGACCUAGACGCGUUGAUCACAGUAACAACAGACGAAGACGUGGAGAACAUGAUAGACGAGUACGACCGCGUCUCACAGAAUGAAAACCCACGAGCGGCUCGGCUUCGUGUCUUCCUCUUCCCUGAAGGCGAAGAUUCUCGAGCCAACAGCAUAAGCUCGCUCUUAAACGGCUCAACUAAAAGAGAAAACUGGUUCAUGGACGCUUUAAACGGUGGCGUUUCAGGACUCGAACGAGGUCGCUCAGAAGCUUCUUCUAUGCUUUCUGAAGUACCAGAUUAUUUAUUCGGGUUGGAUAAUAACUCCGAAGAAACAAACCAAAACCUCCGCGAAUUACGACCUAAGGAACGGCACCUUCUUCAACAACAUGAUAAUGUUUCCAAUUCGGAUCCGGGCUCUCCUGCUCCGGUUGUUUCUUCACCGUUUUGUUCAACUUCAUCAGCGUUGAGUGUGCCUUCUAUCCCGAAUCUUCCACCGGUUAAAACCAAACUCGAAAACCCGGUUUCUGAUUUCAAAGAAAAUCAAAACGAAACGGUUUUUCAACCGCAAUUGAAACCGAAUGUUUACCAGAUUAACCCUGCCGUACACUACCCUCAACCACAAGCACAAGCUUCACAGGCGCAAGAAGCUGCAUAUUCGGGUCAUCAUGCACAACCGGUUCCAGUUUACUAUAUUUCGGGUUCAGUUCAACCCGGAAAUAUGCCGAUCCAACAGGUUCAUUAUCCAUUCGUUCAACAACCUUAUCAUGCAGUUAUGCAACCUCAGGUUCCAAUUGGGUAUCAUCAUAUGGUUCCGGGUUCGGGUCAAGUGUAUGGUGCAGGGAUGAGGCAUGUGUCCCCAGUGCAGCCCUACAGUCCCACGGCUGCGGUGGUUCGUGACGGUUUGAAACAACAAGUGUAUCAAGCUGUGCCGAACCCAGGUCCGGUUCCGGUUUACCAUGCAAUGGCAGUGACUGGUGGGGAUGAACCGCAAAGAGGUGGAACGGAGUUUGGAAUGGGUCGGGGCACCAACCCGCCGAAUAAUUGACCUGUUUUUUCUUAAUUAGUGUGUUUAAUGUAAUUCAUUUUAAUUGGGGAAAUGGUUGCUUGUGUAUGCACUUUGAAUUUUGUUUUUUUUGGCUGAAGCACUUUCAGUUAUGUAUGAUGCUCAAAAGUCCAAGAAAUAUAUAUAUUUGUAUUUUAUAAAAAACAUGUGUGGAGGUAAUUUAAUUAUUCUAUUAUAUAUAAAAAUA
Molecule: messenger RNA, 1691 nt
Organism: Lathyrus oleraceus (garden pea)
Lineage: Eukaryota; Viridiplantae; Streptophyta; Magnoliopsida; Fabales; Fabaceae
Exons: 2
Coding region: 191-1486 (431 amino acids)
Molecular function (GO): protein binding
Source: RefSeq, a predicted model, not a curated record